AUGCUAAAACGGUUUAAUAGAUUAUAUAGUUCAGUUCCCUCUUCUUCUUCCUCUGCUUUGAAGGAUAAAUUAAAGGAAAUAAUACCUUUACAAAGAUCAAAAUUAACUAAUUUGAAAAAAAAUUAUUCAAAUGUUAAAAUUGAUGAUAUCACAAUUGGUUCAAUAAUUGGUGGUAUGCGUGGUAAUCAAUCUAUGUUAUGGGAUGGUACAACUUUAUCAGCAAUUGACGGUAUUAAAUUUAAAGGUUUGACAAUUAAACAAUGUCAAACUUUUUUACCUGGUAAAAAUGGGAUUUUCUUACCUGAAUCAAUGAUUUGGUUAUUAUUAACAGGUUCAAUACCAACAAAAAAUGAAACACAAAGUAUAAUUCUUUUAUUUAAUGAAAUUUUACAAAAACAAAAUAAUUGUUUACCUGAAGAUGUUGAUUUAAUUAUGAAUAAAUUACCAUUAACAAUGCAUCCAAUGACUCAAUUAUCAAUUGGUCUUGAAUGUUUAAGUAAUAAUUCAAGUUUUGCAAAAUUAUAUAGAGAUGGUAAAAUUAAUAAAAAAAAUUAUUGGGAUUCAACUUUUGAUGAUUCAAUGAUUUUAAUUGCAAAUUUACCUCUAUUAAUUGGUAAAAUUUAUUCAAAUAUAAUUUCAAAUGGUAAACCUUUAGGUAAAAUUAAUAAUUCAAUGGAUUGGAGUUAUAAUAUUUGUUCAAUGUUAGGAAUGAAUUCAAAUAACGAUUCAAUUAAUAAGAAUAAUUUAUCAAAUGAACAAUUAAAUGAUUUUAAUAAUUUAAUGAGACUUUAUUUAGGUAUUCAUGUUGAUCAUGAAGGUGGUAAUGUAUCUGCUCAUGCUACUCAUCUAGUCGGUAGUACAUUGGCUGAUCCCUUUUUAAGUUAUGCUUCAGGGAUUAAUGGUCUUGCCGGACCAUUACAUGGUUUAGCCGCACAAGAAGUUGUUAGAUUUUUAAUUAAUUUAGAGAAAGAUAUCAAAGAUAUUAAUAAUAAUGAAAUUAUUGAAAAUAAAAUUUGGGAAUUAUUAAAUUCAAACAAAGUUAUACCAGGUUAUGGUCAUGCAGUAUUACGCAAACCUGAUCCAAGAUUUAAUGCCAUGCUAGAAUUCGUUGAACAAAGACCAAAAGAAUUUUUAAAUGAUUCACAUAUUCAAUUAAUGCAAAAAUUAUCAAAUUUGGUACCAUCAAUCUUAUUAAAACAAGGGAAAUGUAAUAAUCCAUAUCCAAACGUCGAUGCCGCAUCAGGUAUAUUGUUUUAUCAUUAUGGUAUCAAAGAGUUAUUAUUUUUUACAGUGAUCUUCGGUUGUUCAAGAUCAAUUGGUCCAUUAAUUCAAUUGAUUUGGGAUAGAAUUUAUGGUUUGCCAAUUGAAAGACCAAAAUCACUAGAUUUAAAGACAUUGGAGAAAUUAUCAAAGUCACGCAUUUCAUAA
Messenger RNA from Maudiozyma saulgeensis, 1428 nucleotides. NCBI's taxonomy places the organism in Eukaryota, Fungi, Ascomycota, Saccharomycetes, Saccharomycetales, Saccharomycetaceae. The record is from the annotation of a GenBank genome assembly.